Messenger RNA from Chara braunii, 4107 nucleotides. The record is from the annotation of a GenBank genome assembly. Lineage: Eukaryota; Viridiplantae; Streptophyta; Charophyceae; Charales; Characeae.
AUAUGGGCAUUUCGAAUGGCUGGUUAUGCUUUUUGGCCUUACGAAUGCCCCGACCACUUUCCAAGCGGCUAUGACAACGGAGUUCUAACACAUGCUGGAUCGAUACGUACUUAUCUACCUCGGCGACAUCCUGGUGUACAGUCGGAGUUUGGAGGAGCAUGUGGAACACUUGCGCACCGUUUUGGAGCGGCUACGACAGACCAAGUACAAAGCCAACCGCGACAAGYGUGAAUUCGCGCGGCAGGAGCUGGAGUACUUGGGCCAUUAUGUAACGCCACAAGGCAUCCGUCCGCUCGCGGACAAGAUCGAGGCCCUACGAGUAUGGCCCGAGCCCACCAACACCACGGACAUUCGUUCAUUCAUGGGAUUGGCGGGCUACUGUCAGCGAUUCAUCACCGGAUACUCCAGGAUUGCUGCACCUAUGACGAGGUUACAGUCGCCAAAGGUGCCAUUCGUAUUCGAUGACGACGCACGCCGGUCAUUCCAAGCACGUAAUACGGCCAUGCUCAUGGCACCCGUCCUCAGCAUCUAUGACCCCACCUUGCCGACGAGAUUCAGCUCGCCGCCUCCACGCACUCGGGAGCAGAUGGAGCUCCAACAAGUAGAGAGGAUCCGCUUGAGGUUAGAGGAGGAACUUAGGCAAGCUACUGAGAGAGAGAAAGAGAUCAAAGAGAGAAGCGUCAGAUUAGAGGGCAGGGAGGCAGACAAUGGCUGCGCUAGAGGCAUUAGAGGACUCUGCACUAAACACUACAGGAAAGAUCCUGAAGGCUCCAUGCAUGCGUACAUAGACAGCAAGAUGGACGCAAUGCAGGAUACUCUAGAGCAGAUUCUACAAGCGCUUCAUAAGCUAGGGAUCCGGCCAGCAGCUUUACCAUCGCUGCCACUCUCAGUGAUGACAGGCCUUUAUGCCGCUCAGUCAGGACCACCACCAAGUGUGUCAUCAACAGUAGCUCUAUCUCAGACUGUUGCUUCUUCAUCUUCUGGUCCAGCGACUGUUGCUACACCACAGUUGCCACCUGUCUCACAACAGGGACAACAAUAUCCUUGGUACCCCAAGACGCCACUGAACCCACCUGCAACCUUCUCAGGAGACAAGAAGGAUGAGGCUCUCGACACAUGGUUGAGAACGGUGCCAGUGUGGGUGAGGGCAAAAAGGACAUUGGUAGAAGAGGCGGUGAUUACUGUUGCAUUCUACUUCGAGGGUUCAACAGCUCGUUGGCUAAACGGAUUGGUAGCUUCAAAGGGUUUCGGUAGGAACAUGCAUGAUUGGGUGCAGACCCACACAUUAGAAAGCUUUAUGGACUUAGUGGAGGCUCGUUGGCAAAACCCUCAGCAGGCACAAAUUGCCACAGAUGGGCUCUUGAAACUUGAUACUAGAAAGUACAAGUCUGUGCGGGAACUUACCACAGCCGUAGAGCGCCUGAUCGUCGUCCCGGGAGUGGAGUACAAUCCACAGGUCUUGCUGACCAUGUUCCUGAGAUGUCUUCCCACAGACAUUAGGAAUCUAUUAGCCAGCGAGGCUCGCAGAGAGUAUCACACAUUUGAGUCGUUCAGCAAGAAGGCCCAAGACUUAGAGGCUACGCUGGAGAUCGAUGAUGUUUUCGAUCUUGUGGAGGGUUCAAAGUUUGAUGGCGAGGAGAGUGUUGAGGGUAGCAACCUCGCCGCCGUAGUCAAGACUAAGGCAGCUGGUCGCGGCAAGGGCGGUCAACAAAGGAGUCAGGGGCAGGCCGCUAACCCAAACAAAAUAGUUGCUUGGGUUAGAGUAGGUCUGGAUCAAGAAGUGUGGCGGGACCGUUGGUCUCGUGGUGCUUGGAUUAACUGCGUCAUAGAUCAGUAUGACUUCAAACUAGACUAUGUGAAGGGAGAGUACGACAAAGUCGCAGAUGCGUUGUCUAGAAGGGCAGAUUACCUGGGUGCGCUGAUUUAUGAGUUUGGCUUAUCUGAGGGUGUAACUCGAUCGUUGGAUGAAGCCUACAAGGAAGAUCCCAUCAUGAUGGACAUCAUCAACAAACUAAAGGCUAAAGACAAGGCCACCUCUGAUAAGUCUGUGAUGGUGGAUGGGUUGCUCUUUCUUGAGAAGGCAGGGUUUAAGCGGUUAGUUGUUCCAGCUAGGGAAACUUUGCGUAGUUUGUUUUUAGGAGAGUGCCACGACGCAACAGGACAUUUCGGUUAUAAGAAGACUAGUGCUAAUCUAGUACAACGAUUCUGGUGGCCUAACAUGCUUGACGUUGUGAAGAAGUAUGUGGAGACCUGUCACGUCUGUCAGCGGGACAAGCCGCGAACUCAAGCUCCACUUGGGUUACUCGAGCCUUUACCCAUUCCUGCUGGCCCAGGCCAGAGUAUCUCCAUGGAUUUCAUGGAUACUCUUAUGACCAGCAAGAAUGGCAAGAGGCACAUUUUCGUCAUAGUGGACAGGUUCACUAAGUACGCUAGACUAAUCGCCAUGCCAGAGGCUGCCAGGACUAAGUACGUUUUUUAUCAGUGGGUUCAGGAGAUGCAAGCAUUGAAUUUGAAGGUUGAAGGACCAAUCUACGAGAUUGUUGCAGUUGAUGAUCAUGAGCAGCAGCUUAAGUUGCAGGUGAGGUUUGAUGCUCAUCUGGUGGCUCUCUUCAAGGAGGUGAGAAACAUGGAAUGGCUGGGAAUGGCAGUCCCGAGUGAGCUCGUGACAACUGCUCUUGAUGCACAUCGGGCUUAUCCUGCCGCCAUGGCGCUUUUCCGGCUACUUGAAGCGCAUGAGAAUGCAACUGCUGCAUUGCCAGCCUCUAUGGCACCUCUUGCAAUGGCAUCUCAGAAUGAUAAGGCUUGGGCGUUGAACGAUUGGCAGCUCGACCUCCCGGGAAGGCUAUGCGGUGACAUUGGGAUGUACGCUGGAGAUGUGGCAUUUAAGCCGGGGUGGAACUGCAUUUCACUGUUUGUUGUGCCGAGGCAAGGACCGGUCAUCACAAAUGCACGUCAGGUUGCCGGUGAAAAAUCUGUGGUUGGGGGCGGCAUUAUGAGGAGGGGAACUACGGAUGCUAGCCAAUAUGGCAUAGGUGUCGUACUUGCGCAUCAGGAGGGGAAGAAGUUGAGGCCGGUUGAGUACAUGUCCAAGAAGAUGCCCUCUAAGAAGUUGGCUAAGUCCACCUAUGAGAAGGAACUCUAUGCGAUCUACAAGGCGCUCACCCAUUGGAGACACUAUCUCCUUGGAAGGUUCUUUUACGUCAGGACUGAUCACGAGACCCCGAAGUGGAUGAGAACCCAGCCUGUGCUCUCCAACGCUCUGAAGCGUUGGAUUGAAGUCAUAGAGCAGUAUGACUUCGAGCCCCAGUACAUCAAGGGCGAGUAUAACAAGGUUGCUGAUGCACUGUCGCGUAGACCAGAUUUCUCUGGUGCGCUGAUCACUGAGUUUGGGCUUGCGGACGAUGUUACUCACUCAAUGGUGGAAGCCUAUCACGAGGACCGGCUUAUGUCUGAGAUCAUACGUAGACUCGAGGCGAAGGACAAAGCGACUUCCGCGGAGUUUGAGUUGGUCAACGGACUGUUGUUCCUUGAGAAGGCAAGGAAUAAACGUCUGUGUGUGCCAGAUAGGGAGUCUUUGCGGAGUUUAUUUUUAGGCGAGUGUCAUGAUGCCACGGGACAUUCUGGUUUCAAGAAGACUGCAGCCAAUCUGCUGCAGCGCUCCUGGUGGCCCGCAGUGAUGAGAGAUGCCAAGCUGUACGUGGAGACUUGUCAGGUCCGUCAGAGAGACAAGCCCCGUACACAGGCCCCUCUUGGGCUCCUCAAGCCCCUUCCGAUUCCGGAAAGGCCUGGUGAGAGCUUAUCCACGGAUUUCAUGGACACACUCAUCACCAGCAAGAGUGGAAUGCGACACAUCUUUGUCAUUGUGGAUAGGUUCAGUAAGUAUGCUAGAUUAGUUGCAAUGCCGGAAACAGCAAAGACUGAGUACGUCAUUAAGUUGUUCAAAGAAAACUGGGUUGGAGAUUUCGGACUGCCUAAGUCUAUUAGUAGUGACCGGGAUGUCCGAUUCACUAGUGAACUGUGGAAAGCUGCAGCUGCAGAACAGGGCACGUAGUUGCAAAUGACAUCAGGCAAUCACCCAAGCGAAUGGGCAGGCAGAGCAAUUGAACU